This is a messenger RNA of Wyeomyia smithii (pitcher-plant mosquito), 820 nucleotides long. It is a transcript of the gene Coq7, whose product is annotated as 5-demethoxyubiquinone hydroxylase, mitochondrial. The coding region runs from base 146 to 748 and encodes 200 amino acids. The transcript is spliced from 3 exons. Gene Ontology annotation, molecular function: 3-demethoxyubiquinol 3-hydroxylase activity. NCBI's taxonomy places the organism in Eukaryota, Metazoa, Arthropoda, Insecta, Diptera, Culicidae. Gene Ontology annotation, biological process: ubiquinone biosynthetic process; determination of adult lifespan; regulation of gene expression. The record is from RefSeq and is a predicted model, not a curated record. Gene Ontology annotation, cellular component: nucleus; mitochondrial inner membrane.
AAGCGAGAUGUGAGGUGAUUUUGUUGCUAUUUUGAAUUCAGUCAAACCAAAAUACAUUGCACAAUAAGCAAAUAAAGCAGCGAAAAAGCAGUGGUAGGACUUUAAAACGAUCAAAAAUCGUGAAAUACUUUCAAAAAAGUUGACCAUGAUUCGAUUCAAUGGCGGGUUGUUAAGGUGCGUUCACACGAGUGCCGCACUUGCGACCGGUGGCGAUGCAACGAAACGCUGUCCGGAGAUGAUCGAUCGCAUCAUUCGGGUUGAUCAUGCCGGAGAAUUAGGUGCUAAUCAAAUCUACCGUGGACAAAUGGCUGUUCUUGGCCACACCAAGAUGGGCAAAACUAUCCAGCACAUGUGGGAGCAGGAGAAGGUCCACAAAGCCGAGUUCGAUCGGUUGAUGAACAAGUAUCGUGCCCGACCAACCGCGCUGCUUCCGCUGUGGAAUGUUGCCGGCUUUGCUUUGGGGGCCGGCAGUGCCCUGCUCGGUGAGAAGGCAGCAAUGGCAUGCACGGUAGCGGUCGAGUCGGUCAUCGUUGAACAUUACAACGAUCAGCUGCGCACUUUGAUGGAUGACGCGAGUCUCAAGGACCGGGAACUGCUGGAGGUAAUUACCCGCUGCCGAGACGAGGAACAGGAACAUCACGACACCGGCAUGGACGAGGGAGCCGAGCAGGCACCGUUCUAUCAAGCGCUCACCAGUGUAAUCAAGUUCGGCUGUAGAGCGGCGAUAAAAAUAGCCGAACGGGUGUGAAUAGAAUGCUUUCCGUUUGUUUAGCUUCAAUACUGAGAAACUAUAAAUUUUCGUUUAUUUAUCACAACAAAA